This is a messenger RNA of Paramormyrops kingsleyae, 5676 nucleotides long. It is a transcript of the gene plekha4, whose product is annotated as pleckstrin homology domain containing A4. The record is from RefSeq and is a predicted model, not a curated record. NCBI's taxonomy places the organism in Eukaryota, Metazoa, Chordata, Actinopteri, Osteoglossiformes, Mormyridae.
AGAGAGAGAAAUAUGUGAGAAAUGGAUUCCCACGCCCCUCCGGUCUCCUGCUGUAAUCUUCCAUAACUCUUUGCUUUUUGUAUAAAGAAUAAAAGAAGAUAAAGAUUAAGGGAAAUUAAGGUCCAAAUGUGAGUGGGAAAAGACACAAACUGGGAAAAACCAGGGAUGAAGAUGGACAGGAUGUGUUACGUGUUUGAGACAGGUGGCUGGAAAGAAAAUCAGCUGCAGGACAACUUAAUACAUUAUGCGAGAAGUCAGUCUAAUUGAUAAAGUAGUUUUGUUUUAUCACUUUCUAGGCAGACCACCAAAUAGGAGCUGAUAGGUCUGGACAUUAUCAAGUGUCUGCAGGAGAGAGAGGACAGCUGUGUUCAAAUGCUCAAGUCGCACAAUUCCGCACUCAGCAAAAGAGAGAGGGAGCCAAGUAGAGGGAGAAAAAGAAUACAGAGAGUGUACUGUGAGCUCAAAGAAAGAGAUAUUGACGCGCGGCAGAGAGUGUAGGUAGGCUGGGAGACUUCAUUCUGCACGGACGGACAGCACAGAGCCAAACAGUGAAAGUGAGAUCGCUGGUGGAUUGGAAGGCAGCGUGGCAGGUGCAAACGGUAUCGAAGGAGAGGUUAGCUGUCAGAUGGAGCAUGAGGAUGGAGAGAUGAGAGAUUCGCCCAAAGAGUGGAAAGUUUUGGUCAGGAUGGCAGAGCAGGACAGAGUGAGCCAAGCCUCCAGUCUGGUCACCAUCUCUGCCUUUCCUGUGCGGUGCAAGGAUAAGGAAUCCAAGGUGCAUAAUUUUGGAAAAAGAACCAGAGCUCUGAAGAGAGAUCCGAACUGCCCGGUCGUGAUCCGGGGAUGGCUGUACAAGCAGGACAGUUCAGGACUGAAGCUUUGGAAAAGAAGAUGGUUUGUUUUGUCAGACUUCUGUUUAUUUUAUUACAAAGACAGCAGAGAAGAGGCAGUCUUGGGCAGCAUCCCACUGCCCAGCUACAGGAUUCUCUUCUGUACUCCCAGAGAAUGUAAGAACAGGAAGUAUGCAUUUAAAGCAGUGCACCAGGGCAUGCGUUCCUACUUCUUUAGUGCAGACACUCAGGAGGACAUGCUGGGCUGGGUCAGGGCCCUCAGCCAGUCAGCCUGCAUGGACACGGAGGGCUCCCUGAACAGGCGCUGCUCCAGUUUCCAGGAUUUCACACAGCUGGGGGGCAGCAGUGAGUCACUCACGUUCUUUCACAUGUCUUCUCCGAAAAACGGUCCCACCCAGCCCACGAUGUACGGCAACGGGCCGCAAAGUGAAUCCUGCAACUUACAGAAAGCAACAGCCGGGACGACAGACACACUCUAUGAGGGGAAACAGGCCUUCAGUCCAUUACCAAGAACUUCAACACCUACAAGUUAUAGUGGACCAAGAAGACGUGGCCAGUCUUUGAGCCUGGAAGGAAAUGAGCAAGACAGCCACCAUUUUAUUUCCAGGAUCCAAACCCCGCCACCCAUUCUGAAAUCGACCGGAUCCAGACCUUUGACACCAAAGUGUCCACUAGGAACACGGCCACAUACUCCAGUGGGCAGGGUCGACAUUCGGCCCAAUGAUGACCACCUACUGCCACCUCAAAAUAUGGGCUAUUCUCCUCCAUCUGCUCAACGGGCGACCAGUCUGAGCUCAGUCACUCCUACCACAGAAAAAAGACUGCUUAAGCCCCCCCCACACUUCUCGCCUCAGCCUCAUGUCCCUGUCAUGCGAAGAGGACCAGGAAAGGCCUGCUCUCAUGGGGGGCAUGCUGGCUCGUUGCCUCCUUUGCCACCACCAAGAAUUGCCCCAGCUGCUCCCCCACCUCACCAUCACCAUCACCACCACCACCACCGCAGUCCAAUGUCUGCCUGUCUGCUACAGCACGCUAUGCCUUCGCCCGCAGACUUCUACCAGGACAGAGAUCCAUUUAGACCCGUAGAAUUGGAUGUUGAUGCAAUCCUGACAAGAAUCUGUGGCUGUGAUAAGCUGCUUCAGGCACUUUCCAAAGAACUGGUCCAACUUCAAGCAGACAAGGACAAUGUUCAGUGUGCUUUGGAGAUGACAAGGCUGCAGCUGGACGACCACCUGGCUCAGGGGCUCGGUGUUCAGGGAAAGGAUGGGCUGUCCCAGAAGGGUUUUCUCCAGGAGGAGCUGGUCACUGUCAGAGCCAGACUUUGUGAUAUUUCUGUGGAAAUGGAGAAGGUGUGGAGUCAAUAUGAGAGGAUGGAGAGUGAGCUGUCGGUCGUUCGUUCACAUCUUCAGCACAUCUGUCGAUUUGGAAAGCCACAGGAACAGUCCCAAGCCCAGAGAGAGCUGUGGAUGACGGAGGAUAUUCUUUGUGGCCUCAGGGCCAACAGGAAUCACUUUCGGGCUAUACUGGCAUCACAGAGGCAACAUACAGUACUUCAGAAGGGUGCCCUUCAUCAUGAAGGACCAAGACCUCAAGUGGACAGAUCACCGAGUGGCAUCCCUAUGCUUGACAUGGAAAUGGAGGUGGAGUUGGAGCCCCCUCCGCGCCCCCCCUUACCCCAGGAGGUGCAGGAGACCGGGCUGAGGCCAGGCUGGCUGGAGAGGCAGGCUGAAGUAGAGGUAUUCUCCAGUGAUCUGUCCUCCUGCCAUCGGUCACUAGAUCGAACAGGAAACAGCCUCACUGUUUUACCUAGAGAAAAAAAGCAGGCAGACAUAAUGCCAGCUACCCUGCCUGGUUUUACUUCCUCCAGCUGGGCUACAUCCGACACAGCAGCUAAGCGAGCAAGGAUGAGUGAGGAGGAGCAGAGAGAAAGAAUAAGGAAAAACCAAGAACGGCUAUCAAAUCAGAAGAAAGAAGCUUUGCCCACAGGGAUUAACCACAUUCAGUAUCAAAGAUCAUCUCCGCCCAGGGAAGAGCCGCCCCUUCCCAUCAGAGUGACACGAGUCUAUACUGCCGUCUUGCCAUCUACCCUGAUAGCUCGACGUGUGUCAGUUGAAGACCCCCCUUCUGAGUUGGUCAAUCCCUUCCCACAGCAAAUCUCCACCGGGACACCUUUUUCAGAGCUUGACCAAAACCAGAAGUCACUCUUACAGGAGACAGUGAACCAAAAUUCCCCGUGGCUAAAACCAGACAGAGCAGACGAUCAAUCUUAUCAAAGAUUGCCAUCUGAUUUAUCAUCAGAAAUUUUUGAGGAUAGACCAGGUAUGUCUCACACAGCCAAAGGACUGUCAAAACAAAAGAAGCAGAAGCUUGCAAAAGAAGAGGACUCACAAUUACAUAGCCAUAACCACAGCAGUAUUCCAUCCAGCCAAAGCCCAGAAGCAGCUGAGCAACAUUUAAAAGAUGUGGCUAAAUUAGAAGCUGAAAAGGUGCUCUGGUCCCAGACAAAUGACUGGACGGCAUCAGAAUGUGGAAUUUUGCCUUCUGAUGAUGGAGCUAAACUAGAAGAUGGGGGCCCUGGCUUAGCAAGAGUGACGCUGGGAAAUGGAAGAAGAGAAAAGCCCGGAAUUCGAGCAUCCCUGCUAGCUGCUGAUCCGGGACUCGACCUUCGUCUGACUCCAGAGCAGAGAGAAGCAAAACUUAAACGGGUGGAGAGGAUCAGGGAACGAGUAAUAAAAAGUGCAGCCAAAGAGAGCAUUAUGCAUCCCCUCUCUCCACCGCUAAGGGGCAACAGAGAACAUAUUGUCAACUUGUCUCUCAAGCUGGCAAAUAAGGCUUCAAAAAAGAGCAAAGGAAUGGCAGCUUGCUCUGAAGUUUCUGAUGAAUGCCAGGUUACUGAAAACCUGGACUGUGGUGGUGGUUGCUAUAGUGAUGGGAAUCCUGAACUUGGCCUUAGAGUUACAACUAAGCCCAAACCUAGCAGAAUCCCAUCAAUUACUGGUAAUAAAGGAAGACAUAGUUUGAAAGGAACAGGAGGUUUGAAAGAUGCUGCGAACACUUUAGGGAAGACACCCAUCAAUAAUCACAGCAAAAGCUUGGAUGUCACAUGUCAUGCUAGAAAUGUCUCUCCAAAUCAAUUAAAUACAACCAAUAAUAUCACCGCACUCCUAGUGUAUCCAAAAAAUAUGGAUCAGCAGUCGGUCCAAAAGGAAGACAAUUCAUAUCCAUUCCAUAAUAAUGAAAAUGAGGAAGAAGGCAACUCUGUCAGUCAGAAAAGUCAGUUCAACAGUAGGAGGACAGAAUGGUUUCUUUCAGACAAUCACAAAGUAGAAUAUAUACCUUUAGUGAAUCAAUUUAAAGAACCAAAUUCAGGUGACAACACCACAGAUCAAGGCAACACAUACUCUCACUUAAUGUGGCAACCAGCGAUGAUGACCAGUAACAAAAUAAAAUGUCUGCAGUUUUCAUCCAAACAGAAGGUCUCAGAAGUUGAUAUAUCUGUUGUAUCCCCUGAUUCUACUGGGAAAAUGGAACAACGAUCAAAAGAUCCCACCACCCAUCAUGUGCCAGCUCACCAAAGCUUAGUACAUCAUGCCCAAAGUUCAACAGCUGACAAUUUAAUAUAUGAAAUUAAAAAUUCUGAUGAGAGUGCUGCAAUGAUCCUGGAAGGAACAACAUCAGAAAAGAAAAAGAAUGACAUUUUUGAGCAAUCAAAUAAAAUACCUGAACUAUCACAGAGCCUGGCCAAUGGGGAAAAACAAAACAUCCAAAGCAAUGAAAAACAAGGUUACAGCUUUACAGAUGAAGGAAACUGCAACGAAUUAUUGGCCAACCAAACAAUUCCUACUUAUGCUACAAUCCACUUCAUACCAGCUCCUCUUUUGGAUACAAAUCAGGACAAAGAGAACAACACUUUUUUAACUUUACACAGUGAAUCUGAAGACUCACACUCUGACCCUCGAAAUACCUCUGUCGAUCAAAUGACCUCUUCUUUGACCAAAUCAGUUAAAGAUUUGCACAUUUAUGAGGAAAUAUCCUUCAAUUCCACUCCCUCAGAAUCACAGCUUAAUAAUAGCCAUAAUACCAUACUAACAGAUAAUGAAUUCACAUCAUCCAGCUACCUACAGUCCAGUCGCUCAGAAAUCCUGCCCAAUAAUUUGUCUGCACAUUCGAUUUCCACUAAUCAAAGAGGUGAGAAAGAAAUAGAAAAAGAAAACACGGAUUCUGAUUGGCCUGAUGAAAAUAAAUCACCUAGUGAGGGACAGACAAAUUUGGAGGCAACCAAAAGUAGUAAUUCAGAGGUGAGCAGAGAAGCUCCACUUGGAAAGGAUAUGGUUAGUUAUAGCUCUGAAGUUAAUGACAAGAAGGACGACCAGGGCUCUGAAUUUGUAAGGGCAAGAGUGACUGUUGUGAGAACCAGUUUGUAAACCAGUUUGAGUGGAAACGACACGUUGAGUGGAAGGUUUGAGUAAGUUGGGAGAGGAAAUGUCCAUGAGACUUGGAGGAGAAUGCAAAGGAGCCAGCCAUGGACGUGCAUCAAGCAUGCGGUAGCAGCAAUGAACUGAUGAAUAACAAUGAACUAACUUACUAAAAACAUUGUAAGACAUAAUCUAUUCCACUUCUCACUAUUAUUCUUAUCAAGCAUGUUUCAGUUGUCAGUACAAUGCACAUUACAUUUGUCAAUAGACUACAUAUUACAUUUGCCUGUUUAUUUUAUGCUUUUGUAAACAAUCCCUCGAUCUAUUGAUGUAAUUAUUGUUUUUACUGAAAGUUUUUAACAUUCAUUCCCUUUACGGGUAUGCUUAUUAAAUGAAUAAAAUGGUAUCUGAAAACA